Messenger RNA from Gamsiella multidivaricata, 2260 nucleotides. Its product is annotated as WD40-repeat-containing domain protein. The transcript is spliced from 8 exons. Gene Ontology annotation, biological process: nucleosome assembly; DNA replication-dependent chromatin assembly. Gene Ontology annotation, cellular component: nucleus; CAF-1 complex. The coding region runs from base 164 to 2203 and encodes 679 amino acids. Gene Ontology annotation, molecular function: protein binding. Lineage: Eukaryota; Fungi; Mortierellomycota; Mortierellomycetes; Mortierellales; Mortierellaceae. The record is from RefSeq and is a predicted model, not a curated record.
AUCAAGGCUUGCCACCAAAAUAUGAUCCAGGGGUUGAGGGUGACUGCAAUUUGAUUUGUUUUUCGAAACAAUCGAACGCGUUCAAAAAAAAUGCCCUUUGUUUGGUCGCCCCCGCCCCCUCUCUCGUUCAAGUUCACACAUCCGCAUCAUCACCUCGCUUAACAUGAGAGUCAAGCCCCUACAAAUCCAUUGGCAUGACAAGCAACCCAUAUACUCGGCUCAUUUCGAACCAGGUCCAAAAGGACGACUGGCCACAGCUGGAGGCGAUGGCAACGUGAGGCUCUGGCGAGUUGUCAAGGACAAGGAGAAGGACAGCACCCAUAUCGAGUUCCUGUCCAGUUUGAACCGCCAUACAGCCGCUGUCAAUGUUGUCCGAUUCUCGCCCACAGCCGAGUGCCUUGCAUCCGCAGGAGAUGAUGGCAGUAUUAUUUUGUGGCGACCAUCGGAGACCAAGGAUGGAGCGAGCAAGUUUGCAGAGUCUGAAGAUGACGAAUUUGAGCGCGAAACAUGGCGAGUUCAGUCAAUGAUGCGAGGGUCUCUUUCCGAUAUAUAUGAUCUGGCAUGGUCACCAGAUGGCCGCUAUAUCAUCUCAGGAUCGAUCGAUAAUACCGCACGGAUAUGGGACGUCAAGGAUGCCAAGUGUAUACAUGUCAUCGCAGACCAUCACCACUAUGUUCAAGGAGUAGCAUGGGACCCUCUUGGAGAAUUUAUUGCCACCCAAAGCAGCGACCGAUCGGUUCACAUAUAUGCAUUCAAAACGGACAAGCAUGGACAUGUUUUGAUCACAAGUCUGGGCAAGAAUACCAAAUUGGACCUUGCCAAACUGCGAUCAGUCCCACAACCAUCACUUUCUGCAGCAACGAAUGCCGCAUCAGCAUCCGGCAAUAAGAACCACAACGGCGAGACAGACCUUAAACCAGAGACAUUGACAGACAAGGAAGACGCAUCAAAACCAGCAAAGUCCGCCCCGAAAUCAUUCCGUCUCUAUCACGACGAGACGCUGACAUCAUUCUUUAGGAGGCUGUCGUUCACACCCGAUGGAUCGAUGCUGCUGACGCCAGCUGGACAAUACAAGGCGCCUAUCCAGAAACCCAGCCAGCCGAAAGAUGAAGACUCGGGGUUAACAUCACAGGCAGCGGAGCUGGAGACCAGAAACACGGUCUAUAUCUAUGCGAGGAGGGAUUUCAACAGGGGUCCUAUUGCUCACUUACCAGGACAUAAGAAGCCAUCGGUCGCGAUCAGAUGCAGCCCAGUACUCUAUGAACUUCGGCAGAUUCAGCGUCCAUCGCCGAGCAGCGACUAUAGCCGGCGACCAACGAACGCAGCUGAGCUUGAGAAGGGUGGGCGGCCAGGGUCAACGAAAGCGACUGGCGAACAAAAGAAGACACCUCAACCGCCGUCAGUGUUCGGAUUGGGCUAUCGGUCAAUCUAUGCCGUUGCAACACAGGACUCAAUUUUGAUAUAUGAUACCCAACAGACGGCCGCUCUCGCUCUCGUGUCCCAUCUCCACUACGCAACAUUCACAGACAUGACGUGGUCCAGCGACGGAUGCAACUUGAUUCUGACAUCUUCGGACGGAUUCUGUUCGAUCGUAUCGUUUGAGGAAGGCGAGCUCGGAACAGUGUACACACCGCCCAAGUCAGUGAUGGCUCUUUUUGCGACGGGCGAUAGCGGAGCUGCAAUGGCACAAAGCGAGUCCAUGGAUUCUGCAGCGACAAUUGCAGCGACUGCGGGCAUGCUUCAGAAACUGAAUGGACUGUCGCUGGUGGAGCAAAAGGAGCAGAAGGAACAAAAGGAACAAAAGGAGUUGAAGGAGCCCAAGGAGCAGAUCAAAGGAAAGGCGAAGCAGGAUAAGGCAGCAACGAAUACGGAGGGAAAGAAGACGACGGUCAAGCAACUGUUUUCAAAAGCACGGUCCAAGAAGGAGCGGGAUGGUGAUUCGAUAAUGGACUCUGACGGUGAACGGCCGUCAUCGAAGAAGCGGAAGACUACUACGACGCCUGUUAUCAUUCUACCGACACGGCCUGCAGCAGCAGCAGCAGCGACAGCAACGACAACUUCACCGGCAACGCUAACGCCUGCUCCAGGAAGCAGCAGCGGCGCUACUGCCAUUAACACUGUUACUGCUAGCAGUAGUGGGACCGAGGUCAAGCCCAAGAGGAGGAUACAGCCGAUUUUUGUAAGCGCUUUGCCUGGGCGUUGAGAUACGCCUGCAAGAAUAAAGCAUGAAAUACACAUCGAAUGAACAUCACGUUGAAAC